UCUCUCUCUCUCUCUCUCUACAACGCUUUCUUUUCCCAGGAAGCCAGUAGCAUCCUCCCCCUUUUAGACCAAACAUCUCUGCAACUGCUGGACUUUCUCUCCGCGCUCACAAGCAUGUAAUCCUUCGAUCGCUCGCUCUCUCUCUCUCUUUCUCUCUUCCAGAGUCUUUGCACCCAUCACCACCGGGAGUGACCUUCUCCUUCAGGAGGCUUCCCACCUCUAUCUUGUGAUCCCCCCCCUCCCCCCCCCCCCCCCCCCGAUCUCUCCUUUCCCUCACCUUCUCUUUCAUGCUAAUCUGUGAUCUACUUAGUAUCUGUCAGGACCACAGCUUGUUGAGUGUUCCAAUCCUUCCUCGCUUCUGACAACAGAUCAGCCGCAGCCCUAAAGGGACUCCAACAUGGCUUUGUGGAAACGUUCUCGACGCCAGUAAAAGAAAACAGCAUGAGUAUAAGCCAAUUCAAGAAGGGAAGAGCAUUGUGGAUCUGCACAAACCUCCUCAUCGUUUGAUCAUCAUCAUCGUCAUCAUCUGAGUUCGACUCAUCUGACCUUUUGUGUAGGCGCAAGAAGUAACGAGGAGGAGUAACAGCAAGUGGAAGAAGAAGUAGAACAGAGAGAGAGAGGGAGGUCAUUUCAUCUAUCUUCCAUGGACUUGAUACCCAACCCAGACAGCCCCCACUCCGAUCACAGCGGCGGCGGCGGCGGCGGUGUUGGCGGCCCCAGUAACAGCCCCCACUGCUUCGCAUCUUUCUCAUCCGCCACCCCUGGCGCAGCACCCUCCUCCUCCUCCUCCUCCUCCUCCACCACCACCUCCUCCUCCUCCCCGUCGUUGAGUCGGUACGAGUCACAGAAGCGCCGCGACUGGAACACCUUCGGGCAGUACCUCAAAAACCACCGACCCCCUCUCUCGCUCGCGCGGUGCAGCGGCGCCCAUGUGCUGGAGUUCCUCCGCUACCUCGAUCAGUUCGGCAAGACCAAGGUGCACACUCAGAUGUGCCCCUUCUUCGGCCACCCCAACCCUCCGGCUCCCUGUCCGUGCCCUCUUCGCCAAGCCUGGGGCAGCCUCGACGCCCUCAUCGGCCGCCUUCGUGCCGCCUACGAAGAGAACGGGGGUAAACCCGAGUCCAACCCCUUCGGCGCUCGCGCCGUCCGCCUCUACCUCCGUGAAGUCCGCGAGAUCCAGUCGAAGGCCCGCGGCGUCAGCUACGAGAAGAAGAAGCGCAAGAAGCCACAGCAGGAUCAGCAGCACCCUCCACCGCCACCCGCCGCAGCCUAAGCUCCGCCACCGACUCCAUCCCACUGGCAUCAACGAGGAGGCUUAGCAGAUAUGCCUUGAAGCCUUCCUCUCUUCUCUUCAACUCUCUCUAUAUGACUAUUAGCUACCGAUGUGUGAGCCUUUUGUUUUCUCUUCAUCGAGCUUAUUAGUAUCAUUCUGUUUAUGUCACUCCCUUUUUCUUUUCCCUGUUUUCGAUUGAACCUUGGAACAAAUCGCUACUCUUUAUAUUACUACUUCAUGCGAUAUUGCUUUGCCUUCA
Messenger RNA from Musa acuminata AAA Group (dessert banana), 1532 nucleotides. RefSeq names its product protein G1-like4. The record is from RefSeq and is a predicted model, not a curated record. The transcript has 2 exons. Lineage: Eukaryota; Viridiplantae; Streptophyta; Magnoliopsida; Zingiberales; Musaceae. Gene Ontology annotation, biological process: mRNA transcription; response to light stimulus. Gene Ontology annotation, cellular component: nucleus. The coding region runs from base 644 to 1273 and encodes 209 amino acids.